UCUCAUCCGAAUAAAAGAGCUAGAAUCCAUUUUUGUUUGGCGUAAAAAUAUCCAUCGUUUUAUUUUAAACAAUAAAUAAAAGUAUAACCCGAUGAUGAAGAGGAAUUAAGUGGUGUUUGAUAUCGCAGAAGACUUAAACACGUCACCACAUGUGAGCUGGGUCAGUGUUUACUCUCCUGUGUGAAGGCGAGGACGCUGAUCAUGGGGGACUGCUUACACACUUCGGCUGACGGCUUAUCUAAACUGGUGAAAUGGGCGCACAGUCACGGAACGAUCUGCACACUGAUCCCAAGCUUGAAGCACUUGCUGACAGAGGGAACUCACGGAAACCUGACCGCACUGUGGGGCUGCGGCGCCGGCCACGCCUACCACUGGCCUUUAACGUCCUCCUGUAAAACUGCCCACAAGGAUCGUAUGUGUUACGAGCGAAGCAGCCGAGGGAUCAGUUCCGAAUCUCUGAUGCAGGGAGCAGCGGCCAUGCAGAGCAGCUCAGCACCGAGGUUCUUGAGCAGCGCAGCCAAAACAAGCAAGGGUGACUCGAACCAGACCCGAGACUCGUACGACUUCUCUAACUGCAGCGAGCCGUCCGAGGUGGACGACAAUGCCGAGGAGCACCUGUUCGACAUCGUGUGUGAGUCCUCAGCCACUGACGAAGAGGGCGAUUCCGAGCCCAGGGUCACGCCCAGAAAAAGAAGUACCAAGGGGCCGAGCUCAGGCGACUCUGCUGAUCUGGGAGCGAAGAAAAUCAAGCAAGAGCGAGCUGAAGACUAUUACACGGUGGCUAAUGCACAAGCACAAGCUGCUUCAGAGGGAGCACCAUCAUGUAGCAUCUCCCAGUCACCCAAACCCACCUCUCAGAUUAGACCUGCAUCCAGAUCUUCAGCACCACACAAUCCACAGCUCCUGGAGGAUGGAGAGCUGGUGGGCAUGUCCUCCUCACCGCCAGAGAACUCCUCUUCAUCUAUGACCAAACAUGUACACACACCAAUCAGUGGCUCACAAAACAGAACACACGUGAACUCGCACGUCAAUGUGGCGGCCAAUCAGAGCACUCCGUCUCUGAGCCAACCAGGAAGGAGCGACAUGGUGGAAGUGCUUCCUAACGGGGAUUUCAGUCUGCCCUUUGAGGAUCCCUCGGGUGUGGUGCACCCCGAAAUGGACAUUUUAGCAGCACGGAGUCUCAGCACAGAGCCCAAAGGGGACACAGGAUGUCUGAACUCGGAGGAACCGUUCUGGCCGUCCACAUCCGAGCUCUGUCCAAACGCCGAGAGUCAUUCUGAAGAGAGAAAGCAGCUGGAGGAGUACAUCACCAGCGUGGAUCCGGGAACAUUACGGAACCUCCAGGCCGUCAUCUCACGGGUUCUGAAGUUCCACGAGCAGACCCGUGUGCAGGUUCACAGCCCUCCUCGUCCUGGAGAACAAGAACUGUUCCCUGGAUCCGGACUCUUCCUCCCGCCGUAUAAACUGGCCUGUAUUCACCAGGAGUCCCGUCAGGACAGCAUGCGGCUCUUCCACCUGCUCUUCGAGCACUUCUUCACCGAGGAGGACCUCAUCGGAGCCGUGGCCUUCGGGAAAAGGGGCAAAGUGCCGGACGGUAAAAAAAUCCUGGACAGAAGAAAAGUUGAUGGUAUUAUCUCGUACGUUCUGCGGUGUUCCACGCUGGAUGGCUGGACGCCAGUGGAAUCGGCAAAACUGAAGAAAGCAUGCAUCAACAAGUGCAGACUGAGAAUCGGCCAGAGGAAGAAGCUCGCGCAGGGGCCGUAUCUGUUCCAUAAGUCGGGUCCAUCGUAUAUCUGAGUUCCGGCUCUGCGGCGUGGUGUUAUUGUCAUCGCUCAGAUAUGUACCGGAGGGAAAGGUUUUAGGUUUUAAAAACAUUGUUUAUAAAAAUACCUUAAAUCCGCUUCAUCGUGUGUGUGUAUCAUAUUAGUGCUGCGUGUAGCUGAGUGAAACACACCUGGCAGUAUAAUCAUCAUCACAAUCUCCGGAGUUUCCUCUGGAGAACAGCUUGACACUUGUUUCCAGAUGUUUGGGAAAAUUCAGAAAAUGUUAUGAGGUGAAAGUGUUCGUCACGCUGCUGUUAUAAAAACAAAAUGAAACCAAGACUCGAGAUGAGAUCUGUUGUCUUUUCACAUUUUGAUAUUAACUUCACUAAAGCUGCUCUCACACGCGCUGGUUGAAAUUUUUCCCGUGUAUUGUUUGUGUUGAUCGUCUCCCAUGGCCCUCCUCCCCAUCCUGGCUGAUAUCGGCUCUCUGACUCGCUCAGCUCUGGGGAUGAGGAGGCUGUUCGUCUUUACUGCAGCUUCAGAGGCACAAAAUCACACCGCAGAUAAACUGGGACUUUAACGGGGUCCCUGAGACACGCGCUGGGGUUUUCAGGCUGUCUGUCCAUCUGAGAUUCUCCUUAUAGCUCAGGAUCUCUCCAUACCAGAUGGGUUAAUGUUUGCAGGAUUUAAUGAUCUUUAUAACCAGCAGAGGAACUGAUUAGAUUUUGGAUUUGAUCCAGCUGGACAGGUCAAAGGUCAAAUGUCUGAAAUAGGUUUUGUCUAGUAGCUCCUUCCUGUUUGAAGUGUACUUUAAUAGUAUUUAGUCUGCCCAAGAAGAACCAGAUGAGUGUGUGGUGAGGGUACUGUAUUCCCCUCCACACCACACCAUGCCACAGAACCGAGUUCUACUUCAGCGGUGAAAUAUUUUCCAUUCGGCAUGUCAAAGUAAAUCUGUUCAUAUUCACUCGCGAAUGAGAUUCAGUUUUCUCCAGCACUUAGUUUCAUUUUCUCACCAUGACCUGGUCAGUCAAGAGAUUAAAAAAAAAAUAUUUAUUUUUUUUAAAUCCUUUAUUUUCUUCCUAACUUGGGCUUGGCCACUACACAGGGAGGGUGAAGGUGCCCCCUAACAUGAGACACAUGAAUCGCAUCUUUUCGAAGUGCUGCUCUGCUGCGUCCCACUCUGAGGAGAGUGCCGUCUGCCCUCUUCCACAUGCAUUAGUUCACAGUCAGUCAUUUGUCCUGUGCACAGAAGAACAAGUUUCCCGCACAAUGAAAUUGGUUUUACUCCCCUCAUCAAGUGCCAUGUUUAACUAAAAAAAAAAAAAUCAAACAGGACCAAGUAAAUAAAUAUAGUACAGUAUAUUCAUAUAGCAGGUUAAAAAGAAAGAGUAUCAAAUAUUUACAGUCCAGAGGGGAAGCAGGUUUAAAAUAAAUCACUGAUGGCAUGUAUGUAUAGAGGUGCGUUUAUACAGUACAUCCAGAUCUAUACCCAUGAUUGGCUCAUGUCCCUGUGAUUGAUGGGAGAGAGUAUAGACCCCUCCUACUCAGAUUGUUGUGGCACCAUCAGAGUCUGAGCUCCUGACUUCAGGAUGAUGAGUCUGGAAGCACCACAGUGAGUGAAAACACACCAACAUCAGCACUUUUCAAAUCGGCUCCAUUUCUGUCGGAUAACAUCUGAGACGUGUGGCUGCAACACACACGGAGCAGUUGAAUGACAUUUCAGUAAAAUCCCUUUUGAAAGUGGGCGUGUUGUUACACGAAAACUAAGAAAAUAUUAUUUAACAUGAACUUUUAAGAGUGUGAGCGUUUGAGUCGUUUAUCGCCAGUAUAGAGAUGAUAAACUGUUACUUUUUUUAUAGUUUCUUUGUGAACCUUGUAGCAUAUUUCAUCAUAUUUUAUUAUCUAUCAUAAACUUCAGAACAGUGAUGAUGGUUUAAUGAGUUCAGAUUUCUGCUCUAAUCGAUGAAUAGUGUGCACAUUUUUCUGAUGUCUUUUUUUUUGCACAAAUCUUUAUUCAGAUAGAUUUUGGUUUUGUAGCACUGUACAGAUUUGAUGAAACUUUUGCAUUUUUUUCCCCUUUAAUGAUCUUAUUCAUGUUAUUGUUUAUAAUAUAAAACAGUGGCUGAGCUUCAACAUCUGUGUAAGUUUCCCUGUGUGUGUUGUGUCGCCACAUCAGAGAAUAAACACUUUUUUAAUUA
Neoarius graeffei (lesser salmon catfish) is the source of this 3961-nucleotide messenger RNA. RefSeq lists its product as uncharacterized. The record is from RefSeq and is a predicted model, not a curated record. NCBI's taxonomy places the organism in Eukaryota, Metazoa, Chordata, Actinopteri, Siluriformes, Ariidae. The transcript has 5 exons. The coding region runs from base 202 to 1797 and encodes 531 amino acids.